AUGUCUGUCAUGUGGGUAGAUGCUGGAGUACUGUCUGUCAUGUGGGUAGAUGCAGGAGUGCCGUUUGUCAUGUGGGUAGAUGCUGGACUUAUGUCUGUCAUGUGUGUAGAUGCUGGAGCGUUGUCUGUCAUGUGGAUCCGUGUGAGUCAAGUCCAUGUGAGAAUAGCGCUGUGUGUAGGACAUGGGACCACUAACUAUACCUGCGCCUGUCGUGAUGGCUACUUUGGGAGGAACUGUGAAAAGUGGAUUUGUGCAACAUUGUACAGAGAAGUUAACAAUUACAACUUGUGUGGGGUGUUCACAAGUUCUGGUGUUUGUGUUGGUAAAAUCGCCAACGGGGAGCUGUGUCAAUGUCCAGAUACCCACUGGGGCCCUAUGUGUAACCUGCCUACUCAAGGCGAGAACAAAACUCUGGCACUAUGCCAAAGACAAAAACAACUUUUCAGCACGACCGUCAAGCUCAUCAACGAAUCCGACGUCACAGACAGUUCCAUUUCUCUUUUACGCACCCUCACUAAUAUCUCGCACCUGAAGUCCGUGCUUCACGAGAUGAACCUGUCGUAUCUGCCGGUGCGCACGUGCACGUCUGACGGUAGCUUUGCCGCCUCACAGUGUGACGUCAGCAUUGAUGACCUUGCUACCUGGAAAUGUUACUGUGCAGAUACAGAGACGGGGGUGGCGUUAUGCAAGGUCACGAUAGGGUCAAGGACGUCCUCAAACAGAAGCUGUGAAUGUGACUGUGAGUACUGGCAGUGCAUCCAAUGGAAAUUAGUUGAUAAUGCAUAAUUCAAAUACUUUCCU
Messenger RNA from Haliotis rubra (blacklip abalone), 801 nucleotides. RefSeq lists its product as uncharacterized. Lineage: Eukaryota; Metazoa; Mollusca; Gastropoda; Lepetellida; Haliotidae. The transcript has 4 exons. The coding region runs from base 1 to 786 and encodes 261 amino acids. The record is from RefSeq and is a predicted model, not a curated record.